AUGACAACAAAGCCUCUCUCCGAGAUCUUCGCCCAGCGAGCAGGGGAACUGCGCGAAUUCAUAUUCUCCCAGCCUGCUUCCAACUUCGCCAACAACCCGUGGGCUUUGGCAAACGCCAUCGAGCAUUUCGCCAAUGAGGUCGGACACAUGAUGAUCUUCCGACAACCCAAGGUCGAUGUUGCGCGCGAGCAACUCCUCGCCCAACAACCGGCACCACGCACUAUCAUCGAGUUCGGCACGUUCGUGGGUAAAUCUGCGCUUGCCUGGGGUGCUAUUCUGCGCGACAUUCACGGCGACAAGGUACCCGAUGAUGUUCACAUCUAUACUUUCGAUCCCAACCCGCAGAUGGUUGCCCUGACCAGGGAGUUUGUGAAGUUGGCCGGCGUUGAGGACUUUGUGCAUGUCCUCGAAGGUCCAGGUUCGGACUCUCUUCGGACAUUGCAUGCUGAGGGCAAGGUCACGACUGUCGAUAUGGCUUUCUUCGAUCAUUGGGAGCAAUUCUAUCUGCCUGACCUGAAGCUAGUUGAGGAGCUGAAGCUUUGGCGUGUCGGUUCAUUGGCAAUUGCUGAUAAUACGGAUUUCCCUGGGGCGCCGGACUAUUUGCAGUAUGUGCAGGCGGGAGGCAGUGGGAUAUCGGGAUCAGUGAAGUAUGAGACCAAGUCUUGUGAGACUACUGGUGGGAGACCUGGCCCUAGCAUCGUCGCUGUGAGCACCGUUGUUGCACUCGAGUGA
Messenger RNA from Penicillium coprophilum, 732 nucleotides. Its product is annotated as putative O-methyltransferase. Lineage: Eukaryota; Fungi; Ascomycota; Eurotiomycetes; Eurotiales; Aspergillaceae. The transcript is spliced from 2 exons. The coding region runs from base 1 to 732 and encodes 243 amino acids. Gene Ontology annotation, molecular function: O-methyltransferase activity. The record is from RefSeq and is a predicted model, not a curated record.